This is a messenger RNA of Radiomyces spectabilis, 1320 nucleotides long. Its product is annotated as translation protein. NCBI's taxonomy places the organism in Eukaryota, Fungi, Mucoromycota, Mucoromycetes, Mucorales, Radiomycetaceae. The record is from RefSeq and is a predicted model, not a curated record. Gene Ontology annotation, biological process: translation. Gene Ontology annotation, cellular component: ribosome; mitochondrial large ribosomal subunit. Gene Ontology annotation, molecular function: structural constituent of ribosome. The coding region runs from base 136 to 972 and encodes 278 amino acids. The transcript is spliced from 5 exons.
CGUCACUAAAAAAAAUUACUUGCCUUCAAACAGCAGUCACGUUAUCCUAUGUUGCCUUACCAAAAGCCUGUCGUAUCCCGUUGUCGUUUUUGAUAUUUUGUUUGGCCUUCCGUCUCCUUGUUCCUUUUUCCGACCAUGGCGCUUCGAUCAUUUGCUUCGACCCUCGUGGGAAAAUCGUUCACAACCCCCUUAACCACUCGAUGGGUGGCUGCUGCAACAUUCUCUACAACCGCUGCUCAGCGCCAGGCAGCUGCAACUUCUGAAUGGAAUCCCCAGUCGGUUCGCACCGGUGUUAUUGCUCGCAAAAAGGGCAUGACAUCGCUGUGGUCCGAGACCGGUGUGCGAUUACCUGUCACUGUUCUUCAGCUCGAAGACGUUAUUGUCACCGACGUUCGCACAAAAGAAAAGCAUGGUUAUACAGCACUGCAGAUCGGUUGUUCGGUCAAGAAAGAGAAAAACGUAUCAAAACCUGUAUUGGAACAUUUCAAAAAGCUCGGUGUCGGUCUUCGUCAGAAACUGGCCGAAUUCCGUGUUAGCGAAGACGCCACUCUCCCCAUCGGUACUGAAUUAAAUGCAAAUCAUUUCGUCGUUGGACAAUAUGUGGACGUGACAGCACCAUCGAUCGGUAAAGGUUUCGCUGGUGUGAUGAAGCGAUGGAACUUUGCUGGUUUACCUGCAUCCCAUGGUGUUUCAUUAACACAUCGUUCCGGUGGUUCAACUGGUCAACGCAAGUGGCCCAGUAAGGUGUUCAAGGGCAAAAAAAUGGCUGGUCGUCUUGGUGGUGAAAGUGUGACCACACAAAACUUGAAGGUUGUGAAGGUUGAUCCUUCCUUGAAUCUUGUAUAUGUCAAAGGCUCUGUUCCUGGUUUCGAUGAUCAAUUUGUGAAAAUCAAGGAUGCAGUGAAACUCAAGGGCGACAAACUAUUUCCUAAAGAAGCCAUUCCUCCUCCAUUUCCCACUGUAAUGCAAUAGAAUAAACUGUAAAGCCAUACUACUCAUACAUUUACAUUCAUUUUCUUACUGGCUGUUCACUUGCACACAUCAUCAGAAAAUGUUCAUUUCAACUGUUGUCGCAUACAUUAAUUUUGGGAAAAGCAUAGAAAGCAUGCACUGCCGAGCAAUGUGGUAUUUUAGGGUUAUAAAUGAUUUCUAUGUCUAUGAAUUUUGACUCCCCCAUGAAUACCCCAGACCAUGGUCGUAGUUUCUCCCGGAUCGCUUCGACAUGAUAUUAUGAUCAUUCAGUUUUGGCCAGAUUAUACUUGGACGCACUUAUUCCUUGAGCCAAUUCCCAAAGGGUCUUCAAGUUUUUCCGGAUAAUUU